Molecule: messenger RNA, 3105 nt
Organism: Argiope bruennichi
Lineage: Eukaryota; Metazoa; Arthropoda; Arachnida; Araneae; Araneidae
Product: probable maltase-glucoamylase 2
Exons: 22
Coding region: 729-2867 (712 amino acids)
Biological process (GO): carbohydrate metabolic process
Molecular function (GO): carbohydrate binding; alpha-1,4-glucosidase activity
Source: RefSeq, a predicted model, not a curated record
UUUUUUUUAACAUUUUCUUGUUUGAGAAUUUUUAUCUUGUUAUUAGAAUGUGCAUUUAUCCAUGUUUUCUCUUUUAUUAAAACAUGUCAAACAACGAGCCUAAUUCUGAUGGAAUUAAGUUUAAACUGCCUUCUUCAAUCACUAUUAAAGGAAAAGAAAUAUUUUUAAAACAGGCAAAAUGGUACAUAUUCUAUGCUUUAUCAAUCAUGGCUUUGAUUGCCCUCUUUUGUAUUAUUUUAUAUGUUGAGGUAUAUAUAAACAGUUUCUUUAUAAGAAUAGACUGUAAUCCUGAUAUGCCAUUAAAUUAUGAAAAAUGUUUGGACCGAGGAUGCAUUUGGGUUCAAAGAACAGAAGAGUCUCAACCCUUAUGUUUUUAUCCAGAUGGUUAUGGUUAUACUUACCAAGAAAUACGAAAAACAUCAAAUGGUUACCACGUUGAUUUAGUCCGAACAACUGAAAUGAAAAUGUUUGGUGAUGAAAUGGAAACUAUAAGUCUUCAAGUAUAUUUUGAAACUAAAAAUCGUCUCAGAUUGAAGUGAGGCUCCUUUUCUAAGUUUGCAGAUAAAGCUAAGAAGCGUUUUGAAGUUCCUAUUGAAGUCCCUCUUCCUCCUGCAGAAUCUCCACUUAAUACAGAAUAUUCUAUAGAUUUUGUGAAUGAACCCCAGUUUGGAGUACUUGUGAAAAGAAAUGAUACAGAAACAGUGAUAUUUGAUACAAAUAUUCCAGGAAUGUUAUUUUCUGAGCAGUAUAUUCAAAUUUCUACAAGACUGGCUUCUUCAAAUGUUUAUGGAUUUGGAGAGCAUACGACAUUAGCUUAUAAGCAUGAUACUAAUUGGAAAAAAUGGAGUUUGUUUGCAAGAGAUACUUCCACAGAUAGUUCAUCUAAUUUGUAUGGGGUCCAUCCAUUUUACAUGAACAUUGAAGAUGAUGGGUGUGCUCAUGGAGUUUUCUUGCUUAAUAGCAAUGCCAUGGAAGUUGUAUUGCAACCAGCACCAGCUUUAACAUUCCGUACUGUUGGGGGAAUAUUGGAUUUCUAUAUAUUUCUGGGUCCUUCUCCGGAAGAUGUAGUUAAACAGUAUUUAGAAGUAAUUGGUUUACCUGGUAUGCCUCCUUAUUGGGCACUGGGAUUUCAACUAUCUAGAAGAGGAUAUGGAACAAUAGAAGAAGCCAAGGCAGUCACAGAACGCACAGAAAAAGCUAAAAUUCCAUAUGAUGUUCACUACCUUGACAUUGACUACAUGAACAAUUAUAAAGAUUUUACAUUUGAUGAAAAGCGUUAUUCAAAUUUACCUGCUUUUGUAGAUGAUCUUCAUGCCCAGGGAAGAAAAGUUAUCAUUGUUUUGGAUCCAGCUAUCGCCAGCAACAAAACGCUUGAAUCAAGUUAUCCUGCUUUAGAUGUUGGCAUUAAUAGAGAUGUUUUCAUUAAAGUUAAUGGUACUUAUUUAGAAGGCACGUCAUGGCCUGGAAAAGCAUAUUUUCCUGAUUUUUCACAUCCAGAAGUGAGGCCUUAUUGGACUCAAAUGUGUACAGAAUUUCGUAAAUCUGUUAGAUUUGAUGGAUUAUGGAUUGAUAUGAAUGAACCAGCAAACUUUGCAGAUGGAUCACUAACAGGAUGCAGCAAGAAUACCUUGAAUUAUCCACCAUAUGGUGCUGGUGUUCUUGGAUCCAAACUUGAUGGCAAACUUUUUGAAAAAACUCUUUGUAUGGAUUCUGUACAUCAUGCUGGCAAACAUUAUGAUAUUCACAAUUUGCAUAGCUAUUAUCAAGCAAAUGUGACAUAUAGAACUCUGGCUAUUAUUAUUCCUGGCAAUCGACCAAUGGUUCUCAGUCGUUCAACUUUCCCUGGCUCAGGUCGUUUUGUUUCUCAUGCUUUAGGAGAGAAUUUAAGUACUUGGGAACAACUGAGAGCAUCCAUUCCAGGAAUUUUAAAAUUCAACUUAUUUGGUAUACCAUUUGUUGGUGCUGAUAUAUGUGGAUAUGCUCUGAAUACUACUGAAGAACUCUGCUUGCGCUGGAUGCAAUUGGGAGCAUUUUAUCCUUUCAGUCGUAAUCACAAUUCACUUUAUUCUAAGGAUCAAGACCCAGCAAGCUUUGGGAAGGCAUUCGUAAAUUCUGUUAAUAAAGCAUUAUAUACACGUUAUGAACUUCUACCAUAUCUCUACUCUUUAUUCCAUUUAGCUCAUACUGAAGGUUCUACAGUUGCUCGACCAUUAUUGCAUGAGUUUCCUAAUGACAAAGUCACAUGGGAUAUUAGCUACCAGUUUUUGUGGGGAUCAGCCUUAUUAAUUAGCCCAAUCGUAGAGCAAGCUGCUUCAUCAGUUGAUGCCUAUUUUCCUGCUGGAAUUUGGUAUGACUUUUAUAAGGGAGAAGUAGCUAAAGAUGGUAGUGGUCUAACCAUGACAUUAAUGGAUGAAGGUUAUAUAAAUUUGCAUGUUAGAGGAGGCCAUAUUCUUCCUCUUCAGAAACCUAAUGUUACUACCUCUCUAAGUCGUCAACAGGCUAUGGGCCUUUUUAUUGCUCCAGAUGAAACAGGUACUGCUAAAGGCCUGCUAUUUUGGGAUGAUGGCAUUUCUUAUGAAACACAAGAACAUAAAACAUAUCUCCUUGUAGAAUUGACAUUUAAAAAGAAUAAAGAGAAAGCCAUUUUAUAUUCAAACAUAACUAUUGGCAAUUUCCCUGAGGCUCAUAAUGUUUUCCUUGGUUAUUUGAUAUUCUGCAAUCAAAUCACACCAUCAAAAGUCCUAAUUAAUGGUAAAAUUGUACCAUCAGAGAAAAUGAAUUAUGACUCUCAAGCAUUGGUAUUACGAGUGGAUGAAAUCUAUGUUAAAUUAGCUGAGGAAUUUCAGCUGACCAUAUUAUACAAGUAAUAUCAAAGAGUUAUUUACAAGAAAGUUGUUUGUUAUUGCAGUUCUUGAUGAAUUGCAACAGCUAUGCUGGGUCUGUCUUAUUUUCAUCCAUGACUUUCAUAUUUUAGAAGUUAUUGCAAAGAUCUGUACCGUUUAACUCCUCCCCUAUCAUGCUUACUGGAAUGCUUUCUGAAAUAUGUUUCAUUAAAGGUUCAGAAAUAUGUUUUUAUUAUUUCAUUAAAAUCCAUUAUCAUUUCAA